Molecule: messenger RNA, 4420 nt
Organism: Piliocolobus tephrosceles (Ugandan red Colobus)
Lineage: Eukaryota; Metazoa; Chordata; Mammalia; Primates; Cercopithecidae
Gene: STIM2
Product: stromal interaction molecule 2
Exons: 14
Coding region: 234-2756 (840 amino acids)
Biological process (GO): intracellular calcium ion homeostasis; activation of store-operated calcium channel activity; store-operated calcium entry
Cellular component (GO): endoplasmic reticulum; plasma membrane
Molecular function (GO): calcium ion binding; protein binding; calcium channel regulator activity
Source: RefSeq, a predicted model, not a curated record
GCGGAGCGUGGUACUACGACCAGCGCCGGCCGGAGGGGGCGGGGGGAUGCGCCGCGGCGGCGGCGGCGGCGGUGGCGGCGGCGGAGGCGCGGGCGCUGGGGCUGGUGUUUGGCGGCGCCAGAGCAGCGGAUCCCGGUCUUGCCGCAGCAGCAGCGCGGGUGUUGUGCACCGCCUGAAGACGCCGUACCUUUCUACCCCCCACCUUUUUUUUUUUUUUUAAAUAACCGGAACCAAUGAACGCAGCCGGGAUCAGAGCUCCGGAGGCCGCCGGUGCCGACGGGACCAGGCUGGUGCCCGGCGGGAGUCCGCGACUGAGGCGGCGGGGGCGGCCGGAGGAGUCGCCGGCGGCGGUGGCGGCGCUUCGGGGAGCAGGCGAGCGGCAAGCGGCCGGGGCGCAGCUGCGCUUUCACCCGGCUCCUCCUCGGCGCCCUCAUCCCGCCUCGACUCCCGGCCCAGCCUGGGGUUGGCUGCGGCGGCGGCGCUGGGCUGCGUUGCUGGUGCUCGGGCUGCUGGUAGCCGGAGCGGCGGACGGAUGCGAGCUUGUCCCCCGGCACCUCCGCGGGCGGCGGGCGACUGGCUCUUCCACAACUGCCGCCUCUUCUCCCGCCGCGGCGGCCGGCGAUAGCCCAGCGCUCUCGACAGAUCCUUGCAUGUCACUGAGUCCACCAUGCUUUACAGAAGAAGACAGAUUUAGUCUGGAAGCUCUUCAAACAAUACAUAAACAAAUGGAUGAUGACAAAGAUGGUGGAAUUGAAGUAGAGGAAAGUGAUGAAUUCAUCAGAGAAGAUAUGAAAUAUAAAGAUGCUACUAAUAAACACAGCCAUCUGCACAGAGAAGAUAAACAUAUAACAAUUGAGGAUUUAUGGAAACGAUGGAAAACAUCAGAAGUUCAUAAUUGGACCCUUGAAGACACUCUUCAGUGGUUGAUAGAGUUUGUUGAACUACCCCAAUAUGAGAAGAAUUUUAGAGACAACAAUGUCAAAGGAACAACACUUCCCAGGAUAGCAGUGCACGAACCUUCAUUUAUGAUCUCCCAGUUGAAAAUCAGUGACCGGAGUCACAGACAAAAACUUCAGCUCAAGGCACUGGAUGUAGUUUUGUUUGGACCUCUAACACGCCCACCUCAUAACUGGAUGAAAGAUUUUAUCCUCACAGUUUCUAUAGUAAUUGGUGUUGGAGGGUGCUGGUUUGCUUAUACGCAGAAUAAGACAUCAAAAGAACAUGUUGCAAAAAUGAUGAAAGAUUUAGAGAGCCUACAAACUGCAGAGCAAAGUCUAAUGGACUUACAAGAGAGGCUUGAAAAGGCACAGGAAGAAAACAGAAAUGUUGCUGUAGAAAAGCAAAAUUUAGAGCGCAAAAUGAUGGAUGAAAUCAAUUACGCAAAGGAGGAGGCUUGUCGGCUGAGAGAGCUAAGGGAGGGAGCUGAAUGUGAAUUGAGUAGACGUCAGUAUGCAGAACAGGAAUUGGAACAGGUUCGCAUGGCUCUGAAAAAGGCCGAAAAAGAAUUUGAACUGAGAAGCAGCUGGUCUGUUCCAGAUGCACUUCAGAAAUGGCUUCAGUUAACACAUGAAGUUGAAGUGCAGUACUACAAUAUUAAAAGACAAAACGCUGAAAUGCAGCUAGCUAUUGCUAAAGAUGAGGUUGCUGCUUCAUAUCUGAUUCAGGCAGAAAAAAUUAAAAAGAAGAGAAGCACAGUCUUUGGGACUCUGCACGUUGCACACAGCUCCUCCCUAGAUGAGGUAGACCACAAAAUUCUGGAAGCAAAGAAAGCUCUCUCUGAGUUGACAACUUGUUUACGAGAACGACUUUUUCGCUGGCAACAAAUUGAGAAGAUCUGUGGCUUUCAGAUAGCCCAUAACUCAGGACUCCCCAGCCUGACCUCUUCCCUUUAUUCUGAUCACAGCUGGGUGGUGAUGCCCAGAGUCUCCAUUCCACCCUAUCCAAUUGCUGGAGGAGUUGAUGACUUAGAUGAAGACACACCCCCAAUAGUGUCACAAUUUCCUGGGACCAUGGCUAAACCUCCUGGAUCAUUAGCCAGAAGCAGCAGCCUGUGCCGCUCGCGCCGCAGCAUCGUGCCGUCCUCGCCUCAGCCUCAGCGAGCUCAGCUUGCUCCACAUGCCCCCCACCCGUCACACCCCCGGCACCCUCACCACCCCCAGCACACGCCACACUCCUUGCCUUCCCCUGAUCCAGAUAUCCUCUCAGUGUCAAGUUGCCCUGCGCUUUAUCGAAAUGAAGAGGAGGAAGAGGCCAUUUACUUCUCUGCUGAAAAGCAAUGGGAAGUGCCAGACACAGCUUCAGAAUGUGACUCCUUAAAUUCUUCCAUUGGAAGGAAACAGUCUCCUCCUUUAAGCCUCGAGAUAUACCAAACAUUAUCUCCUCGAAAGAUAUCAAGAGAUGAGGUGUCCCUAGAGGACUCCUCCCGAGGGGAUUCGCCUGUAACUGUGGAUGUGUCUUGGGGUUCUCCCGACUGUGUAGGUCUGACAGAAACUAAGAGUAUGAUCUUCAGUCCUGCAAGCAAAGUGUACAAUGGAAUUUUGGAGAAAUCCUGUAGCAUGAACCAGCUUUCCAGUGGCAUCCCGGUGCCUAAACCUCGCCACACAUCGUGUUCCUCAGCUGGCAAUGACAGUAAACCAGUUCAGGAAGCCCCAAGUGUUGCCAGAAUAAGCAGCAUCCCACAUGACCUUUGUCAUAAUGGAGAGAAAAGCAAAAAGUCAUCAAAAAUCAAAAGCCUUUUUAAGAAGAAAUCUAAGUGAACUGGCUGACUUGAUGGAAUCCCAUUCAAAUGACAGGAGGCGUUCUUCCCUUUGAAAAUUGCAAAAGGAAUGAGAACCUUGCAAUUGGAUGAAUAGAAAAGGGAAAAGUUGCCGGAGCACGGAGUGAAGAUGGGAGGAGCUGCCAGCAAGGCCCACUGCUGCUCAUGGGUUAGAAGGGAGCUCUGGAGCAGAACCAGCUGGGGGCCGGCACUGCUGCUUAGAGUGGAGGAGGCUGGCCAAAGGGACUGUGGGCCGUUUUCAGUCAGGGAGCGCGUGCAUUGUUUGUGCUCAAUUUCAGACAUUCAUUUAUAAACAAAUUCAACCAAGGGAUAUUUACUGCUUUAUGUUGCUUAUGAUAAUUAUUUUGCAUUAAUGGAGUAUACACAUUUGUAAAUUCAACAGGAAAUAAUUGAGUUUUGGAAAGCUACAGUAAUUUCUGUGUUACAUCAUUUAUAUGUGAAAAGUUGGGCAUUUCUAUAAGUUUUUUAAAUUAUCCAUUUGUUACUUUAACAUUUUAAAAUUACGGUGUUUUCCUGAUUUUAAAAGUAAUAUUUUCCUUACUGUAAAACAAAACAAAACAAAAAAGAUCAGUGAUAGAAAAGUAUAAAGAAGAAAAUAGAAAGCAGGUCAAAUACUACUACCCCAAAUAAUCACUUUUAAUAUUUUAGUAUGCUUUCUGCUAGAUCUUUUUCUACAUAUUGAUGUAUAUUUUACAUAAUUGAAGUCAUACUGUAUAUUCAAUUUUAUAUCAUGCUUUUUCACUUAAUAUAAGCAUUAUCCCAACAUCAUUAAAAAACUCUUCAUGAGCAACAUUUUAAUGACUGUAUACUAAUAUGCUAUUGUAUGGAUUUACCAUAAUCUUUUGAAGUAUUCUGACAUUAAACAUUUGGCUGUUUCUAAAUUUCCGAUAUGUGGAGUAAGAGCAUUUCACAUUUAUUGAGCACUCUGUAUGCCAGGCACUGUUCUACACUUCUAUAUUAUCAUUUAAUGUUUACACCAACUCUGUCAAGUAGGUUAUUUUUAUUAUUAUUACCAUUUUACUGAUGAAACUAAGCCCAAAAAGUCAACUUGCUGAUGGUCAUAUAGCUAGUGAUAGAGCCAUGUUCUUAAUUUCUAAGUCAUACUGCGUAAAGUCUGAUCAACACUUUGGUUUCCUAGGGCAUAUAGUUUUAGAAGUUUACAGAAAAAUAUAAGAUUUUUAGUUUAAAUUUUAAUAUAUAUGUACAUAGGUAUGUAUAUUAUACACAUGUAGUCUCACAUGCCUUGGACGUAGCUGGUUCUAAGGUUUCUUAUUCAUAUAACCAUGUUGAUAACCACCCUCCAUUCAGUGUUUGAAUAUAUAUGAGUGCCCUUUGACUUCACACUACCUUUUCUCAAUUACCAUUAUGGUUAAAACUUUGUUAAUUUAAUAGGCUAAUAAUGUCCAAUAAGAUUGGAAAGUUUUUUCAUAUUUUCUUAGCCUUGUGUAUUUUUUAUUUUAGUGAAUUGUUUUUGUGCCCAUUAAGUUCUUGGGGUCCUACUGUUUUUCUAAAUCUUUUGCACAGUUAGCUAGUCUUUCAAAUGUAGCUAUUCUUAUAUUCUUCAUUUACUAACUAAUCAGUGAUUUCAAAAAAUGAUACAUGUAUUUUUCUUACCGAUUUUAGAAGUAAAUGAAAGAAAACCUA